Dromiciops gliroides (monito del monte) is the source of this 2467-nucleotide messenger RNA. RefSeq names its product kinesin family binding protein (gene KIFBP). Lineage: Eukaryota; Metazoa; Chordata; Mammalia; Microbiotheria; Microbiotheriidae. Gene Ontology annotation, molecular function: protein binding. The coding region runs from base 53 to 1930 and encodes 625 amino acids. The transcript is spliced from 7 exons. The record is from RefSeq and is a predicted model, not a curated record.
GCGGGCGUGGACGGGCGCUAGGGGCAGGGGACGGGCGGAGGAGGUGGGCGCCAUGGCGACCCCGGCGGCCUGGGCCGCGGCCUGCGAGAAGUUCCGCGCGUCGCUGUCGCUGUCGCAGGUGGAGUCCCAGAAGGACCCGGAGAACGACCCGUACAAGUCCAAGUACCGCGCCCGGGAGCUGCUGCAGGAGGUGAAGGCGCUGCUGGGGCCCGCGGCCGACGAGGACGAGGACGAGGAGGCCGGCGGCGGGGCAGGCGGCGGCCCGAGCGAGGAGGAGGGGCCGGCGGCGGAGCGCGCGGGGCCGGGGGCCGGGGCCGAGCCCAGCGCGCGGGCCGUGCGCCUGGCCGCCGUGGAGCUGCAGCUGGGCCUCAACCACAUCGACACGGAGGAGCUGGCGGCCGGCGAGGAGCAUCUGCAGAACUGCCUGCGCCUGGUGCGCCGCAGCCGCCUCGAGCCCGCCGCCGUGUCCCUGCACCUGCAGGCUCAGAAUAAUCUGGGUAUCCUGUGGUCUGAGAGAGAUGAAAUCGAAACUGCACAGACUUACCUGGAGUCUGCAGAAGCACUCUACAAUCAGUAUAUGAAAGAGAUCGGGAACCCUCCUCUGGAUCCAAAUGAGCAUUUUCUGGCUGAAGAAGAGAAGCUCACGGAGCAGGAGAGAUCCAGAAGAUUUGAGAAGGCGUAUACGCAUACCUUGUAUUACCUGGCUCAAGUCUACCAACACUUGGAAAUGAUUGAGAAGGCUGUCCAGUACUGCCACACCACCCUUAAACGCCAGCUGGAGCACAGCGGCUACCGCCCUGCGGAGUGGGCCAUCAACGCUGCCACCUUGUCCCAGUAUUACAUCAACAAGCAAUGUUUUAUGGAGUCCAGGCAUUGUUUAUCAGCCGCAAGCGUCAUCUUUAGCCAGGCCGAACAGACUGCAUCAACAGAAGACAGUGAGUCUGAAAGAGAACAAGACCAACAAGAUCUUCAUCAAAGAAAAGCAGAAAUCGCGAGGUGCUGGAUCAAAUACUGCCUCAGUCUCCUGCAGAACGCACAGGCCUCCCUGGAGGACAACAUAGGUGAACUUGACCUUGAUAAACAGUCUGAACUUAAAGCUCAGAGGAAAAGAGAGGAAGAUGAGAAGGAAAACGGCAGGAAGAAAGUUGUUCUCUUUGGCACUAGUGAUGUGUGUGACGCCAUCUUGGCUGUGGAAGAGAAAGUGGCCUGUGUGCCCCCGUUAGACUUUAGGGAAGCCAGAGAGGUGUUUUUAGUGGGCCAGAACUAUGUCUUUGAGGCGAAAGAGUACUUUCAGGUUGACGGGUACAUCACUGACCAUAUCGAAAUUGUCCAAGACCACAGUUCUCUGUUUAAGGUGCUUGCGUUCUUUGAAGAGGAUUACGAGAGGCGCUGCAAGAUGCACAAGCGGAGAAUAGACAUGCUAGAGCCCCUCACCGUAGACCUAAAUCCACAGUACUAUUUGUUGAUCAACCGGCAGCUUCAGUUUGAGCUUGCCCACACCUACUAUGAGAUGAUGGACUUAAAGGUGGCCAUCGCCAACAGGCUAGAGGAGCUCGAUUCACACACAAUAAAGAAAAUCAAUUCCCUGGCUCAGUCAGCCAUCAAGUACUAUGAGCUCUUCCUAGAUUCCCUCAAGGACCCCAAUAAGGUGUUUCCAGAGCAGCUCUCGGAAGACGUUCUCCGCCCUGCCCUGGUAGCCAAGUUCCACAUUGCUCGGCUCUAUGGCAAACUCAUCACUUCUGAUGGUAGGAAGGAGUUAGACAACAUGCAGGCAUCCUUGGAAUACUACACAUUCUUGGUUGACUACUGUGAGAGGUACCCCGAGGCUGUUCGUGCUGUAGAAACUGAGCUAGAACUCAGUAGAGAGAUGGCAGGUUUGCUUCCAGCCAAAAUGGAAAGACUCCGGGCUAAGCUGAGCCCUUUUACUUAAAAUCUUUGUCCCACGUGUCAUGGAAAUGUGCAAUAGAGCAGUGCCCUUGUUAGCCCCACGCCCCCUUCUAGGGUUCUUGCCUCUAGUGAGCAGGGAAGCCCAGCUAGCGCUCCAGGCAGGGCUCUCUUUGACUCGCUUGUCAGUAAAAUGAGUUCACGAUUUUCUCUUGAUUUUGUACAUUUCUUCUGUAAACUUGUGGUUAGUGUUUUAGAUGGCUUGUUUCCUAUCUCUCCUGCCUUAUCUUCUUCCACCACAAGAUCCAGUUUCUAAAUAUGAGUUACUUGCAGAAUAGUACUUAAGGGAUGAUUCUGGAUGAUAGAGCUGGUGGACAAAAGUUACUGUAUUUUUUAAAAGAAAUACAGUUUCCUAGGAAAAAGAAAACCCAUGAGCUUCAUGCAGUUCCUCCUCCUGGAAUUCUAACUCCCCAAAGAAAUGUUUACUCAUUACAAUUUUAUGAUAAUUAACCUAUAAUUUAUUUUAUAUGUUGUAAAAUUAUUUGUCUAUAUUAGAGGAAAAAAUAUUAGGGAUGUAAUAAAA